AAAACACGUGAUCGAAAAUAUAAAUAAAUGCCCUAAUCACGUCUUGGUGCUAUUUGUCGGACGACUGAGUUCACACCAGUGUGAAACGAACCAAGUACGUUUGCCAGGUGGUCGCUAGAACAGGUUUCACUGUAUGCGGUUUUAUUAACUUUCUACAAGUAACUGCGUGUUGGACAUGACUACGACAAUAUCUCCAUGCGGUGACCCGCCAUCUGUGCUGAAUGGACAGGUUUAUAAACAGACAUCUGGAAGCACGGAGUACGAGUGUCUGUCUGGGUUCGCCAUGAGUGGAAACAAAGUGAUCACGUGCACCACGGGGGCCACCACGUCAUGGGACAGCAACAUCCCGAUCUGCAGCAUCAUCGACCAGACAACGAAAAUAUACGUCAAUGACUCGUGGUGGGUGUAUCUGGUGGCGGCAAGUCUCGGCGCUCUCUUCAUUCUCGCCUUCGUCUGGCUCGUCUGGUGCAUGUGCUGCGCGGCCGGAAGGAAGGCUGUUGUGUUUCCGGUAGGUCAGUCGUCCAGGAAUUCCUAUUGUGGAUCGUGUUGCCGGAAAUCACGUGAUCGAGAUGGUCUCGUGGCCGAAUCACCACCCGGAUAUUACCACUCUUCAAGAGGUCCGGUUCGUCAGUAUUACCACCCGUCAACAGGACUCUUAGACCUGGAGGAUGGCGUCUUCUUCGUGCCAGUCCGACCCGUCGACCAGAACCGACAAGAUAACAGCCACGUCACUAAGCCAGCAGCAAGUCCUAUAAAAGAAGGCACGCCCAGAAAACAUGACGUCACUUGGCAACGCGUCGUGCAGCAGGUGCAGGAGGAGAACACGAAGCAGAGGAAGGCGAAGGAGUUGGACGCGUGGAUGCCGCACUCCCACUCGUUACGUAACAUCAACACUAGCACCAAGUGACGAAACACCAACUCCCACCCGUUGUUACGUAACAUCAACACCAGCACUAAGUGACGAAACACCAACUCCCACCCGUUACGUAACAUCAACACCAGCACUAAGUGACGAAACAUUAACUCCCACCCGUUACAUAACAUCAACACUAACACUAAGCGACGACACAUCAACACGAGUAUCAAGUGACGACACGUGAACACGAACGAGCACCAAGUGACGACACAUCAACACCAACUGACGAAACAUCAAUACCAGCAC
Molecule: messenger RNA, 1162 nt
Organism: Gigantopelta aegis
Lineage: Eukaryota; Metazoa; Mollusca; Gastropoda; Neomphalida; Peltospiridae
Exons: 5
Coding region: 176-907 (243 amino acids)
Source: RefSeq, a predicted model, not a curated record